UCUCCAAGGAUGGGCGACAUAAGGGCCGGCCUCGAGGAAUUAAAACUUGACGGGGCCCUAUUCGCCGAUGUUAAAUACUACGUCAGCGGCGAAGGUGAUCCCAAGGUAGUCAUUUUACUGCCACACUAUUUUUCACCUGAAGACACGCAGUUAUUUUCAAAUGUACGAGCAUGCAUCUCUCAGGUAAGCCGCACAGACAGUAAGAGUCUGUGGGCUAUGAUUACACUGCAAGGUGGUAAAUGUCAAUUACGUUUAGAUCGGUAUUGUACUCAUUUAAUUACUGGAAAAGCUGCUGGAUUAAAGUAUGAAACUGCAAUGAGGCAUCCUAUUCAAAUCAUAACACCAGAUUGGGUAACAGAAUGUUGUAGAAAAGGAACUAUUAUAAGUGAGGUAGAAUACCACCCAAGACUUUUAAUAUAUCCAAAUAGUUCUACAGCCAUGAUUACUGGUUUUAUGGAUGAAGAUACAGAAAAUAAUACUGCACAAGAAGAACAAGACAGAACCAAAGCUAUGUUGGAGCAACUUAAGCAGAGAAUGCCUUGGAAUCAGCCAAGUCCACCAGUGUCUUCUAAUGCAUCACAUAAUAUCAAUACUGCUAAUGCAACUGUGGCUGCAAUUCCUUAUACAGCAAAUGGGCAGAAUAAUGUUAAUGUUCAACAGCAGCAACCACAGCAUCUUCCACGACCAAUUGCUACCACAAGUUUAUCUAAUGCUUCCACAAUCGCGCCUUCUGUAUCAGAUCAAAAUGUUACUCAAACCAAUUGGUUACCACAAGGUUCACAACAAAAUAAUGUUGCUCCAAUAAAAUCGGUACCACCGCAAAUACAGCAACCAGAAUUAUCUCCCCAACAACAGCAACAACAAAUGAACAUGCAACAUUCGUUACUACAACAGCAGCAACAGUUAAAUCAACAACAACAGCAGCAACUGUCUCAACAACUCACCCAACAUCAACAAUUACAACAACAACAGUAUACACAACAACAGCUUUUGAGUCAGCAACAGUCUCCACAAUUAACACCUCAACAACAACUAAUAGGAACACCGCAACAACCGCUUACUCAGCCAGCGUUAAUACCGCAGCAACAACCACAGCAAAUAAAUUCACAGCUACCUCAGCAUCAGAUAUCUUCACCACAACAGUUACUAACACAACAACAAAAACAGCUGAACCAACAUCAAAUACUAUCUCAACAACAAAUGAAUCAGCAACAGCAACAUUUACCGCAACAACAGCAAAUUGCUCCCCAACAACAAUUGGUCCAGCAGCAGCAAGUGCAAUUAACACCCCAACAACAAAUAGUCCUGCAACAACAGCAGCAGCAAAUCCCUCCUCCUCAACCACAACCACAAAUUGGAACACAGCCGCAUCAAUUAAAUCCGCAACAAGCUCCACCGCAGCAACUCACGUCCGAGCAGCGGCAGCUUAUAUUAUUGCAGCAGCAGCAGCAGCAGCAGCAACAAAAAAUUCAACAAAUAUCUCAACAAUUACAACAAUCUGCGCCUCAAGGUUCGCAGCAAUUCGUUAUAAGAGACGGUCAAUUACAACAGCAACCUCAGAAUCAGCAGCUAAUGGGUCCCAAUCAACAAGGCUUUAUUGUACAAAGAGAUUCCCAAUGGCAGCAACAGCAAUAUCAUUUACAAUUACAAAGACAACAGCAACAGCAAAUUGGUGCUCCAAGACCAAGCGGCCAGUGGACUCAACAGCCACCGCAACCACCGAGGCAAUUAAUCCAAUUAGAUGCCCAAACGCAUCAGCAAUUACAACAAAUGGAUCCUCAACAAAGAGCCCAGUUCAUCCAGAAGAUCCAGAAGCAAAGAAAUCUGCUGUUACAGAGGCAAAUGCAGAAUCGUCAAGCUCAGCAGGGGGCACAUAUCGCAGUCAUAAGGAGUCCAGGGAAUCCAGUGCAACCUGGUGGUUUGCAAUGGGUUCAACAGCCGCGUCCUCAGAUGAUAGGACCCCAAAUUGCCCAAACACCUGGCCAGAAACCGGUUCACCCUGGGGUACAACCGCCAGCUCUAACACCUAUUAACUCUCCCAAUCAGGUGAUAGUGCAAACGGGACAAAGUGUUCAAGGUCCACAAACAGGUCAACCUAGCCAGGCGUUCCCACCGGGCCAACCUUUGACUCCUCAACAUAUAGCGCAAUUACACAUACAGAAACAGCAGCAAAUGGCUAGGUUGCAACAAUUACAGCACCUACAGCAGCAACAGCAGCAGCAGCAACAACAGCAACAACAACAACAACAACAGCAGCAGCAGCAACAGGGUACGCAACAGGAGCCUCCGCUGACCUCGUUGUCGAAUAACGCUCAAAUACCACCGGAUCAACAGUUGGUGGUGAAUGCAAAAACGAAAACUGCCCUAGCCAACAUGUUGACCAAUAGAUUGCAAGGUAGCGCUGCCGAGGGUAGUGCGGCUGGUCAAUUGAGACUAAUGACCGCCCAACAUAGACCACCGCCACCGCCGUCUCAGGAUCCGCAGCUUCUCGCUGCAUAUCAGCGGAGAACCGUUGGGAACAUCACGAAUGGAGCACCACCCGGUGCUCCCAUAAAGAUGCAAUACGCUCCAGUGAUGCCUCAAGCUAAAGCUCAGUUCUAUGGUCACAAUCCAAACCUGAAACUGCCGCCAGAUCUAUUUUUGCUAGGUUGUAUCUUUGUAAUUGUCGAGUACGACGUGCAACGUCCGAACGAUGUUUCCAUAUGGAAACAGGUGAUCGAGAGACACGGCGGAGAGGUGGAACCGCAAUAUUGCACCCGGGCCACCCACGUACUAGCGAUCACGCAGAAACAUCCGACGGUAGUGCAGGCGCUACGCGAAGGGAAACGUUGCGUCAGUGCCCACUGGCUGUCAGAUGUAGUCAGUAAACAGCAGGUGCUACCACCAUGGCACGCGCUACAUUUUCCAACGCCGUUCAGCUUGACAGAGCUUCCAUGCGCAAAACAAAUUGUAUCGUUGUCUGGAUUUGAAGGAGAGGAACGCGCGAAAGUGAAGUAUAUGCUGGAAGCAUUAGGAGCUAAAGUUACCAAUUACUUCACCAGGCACAACACCCUCCUCGUUUGCAGAAGACCGGACGGUCAAAAGUAUAAGAAGGCUCGAGAAUGGCAGACCGGAGUGGUAAAUGCUCAAUGGUUGACGGACUUAUUAUGCGGGCAAAUGAACGCGCUCCAUCAAACUGAAAAUCCGAAAUAUCAACAGUACAGCCUGAGCAAUCCCUUCAGAUUGGAUUAUUCGCUAGUGCCUCAUUUAAUGGCUGCGUGGAAGAUGCCAAUAAACAUUACUCAGGAGUCUUACGACAAAGUGAAACAGGUUGGUCAGGGUCCAAAUUCGAUAAGAAAGUAUAAGAAGCCGCGAUUAGACGGGCCGUUAUUGAAUAAAGAUCCACAUUUGUUGGGCUUGGACGAGCCGAUAGUCGUUAGUAAUCCCGACCCUCCGCCCCCAGAUAAACAACCGAGAAUAUUGUUCUCCGGUAUUAAUCCUAGGAAACAUGCAAAGAGAAUUCGGGAAUUAGGUGGUGCGUUGGCAGCAAGUUGGCGAGACGCGACUCAUCUCGUGAUGUCAGCACCGAUAAGAACUGUAAAAUUGUUAUGUUGCCUGUCGCGUUGUAAAUAUAUUGUCACCUUACAGUGGUUACUUGACUGUUCCGCAAGGAACACGUUUUUAGAUGAAAGUGGAUACGUGCUUGGUGAUCCAGAGUUCGAGAAGAAUUUUAACUGUAAUAUUGAAAAGGCUCUAGCAAGCCCUAAUCGGGGAACAGUACUUAAGGGUAAAAUAUUUUAUGUUACACCAAGUGUAAUACCGUCGCCGCCAGCGAUCGCAGAAAUAAUCGAAAGCGCGGGUGGAGCGAUGGAGAAAACACGAAGAUCUCUGGCGCAGAUCCAAGAAAUGAAUAGUAAUAAAUUAACUUAUAUCAUUGUCACUCAUGAAAACGAUCUUCAUCUUCUUUCCGACGUGUUACGUGCAAAUAUCAGUGUGUUCUGUGCAGAAAUCGUAUUAGGAGCAGUUGCACGACAAUACUUCCAAGCUGAACAAGUCUAAAAUACAGCGCAGU
Messenger RNA from Habropoda laboriosa, 4051 nucleotides. RefSeq names its product PAX-interacting protein 1-like (gene Ptip). Gene Ontology annotation, cellular component: MLL3/4 complex. Lineage: Eukaryota; Metazoa; Arthropoda; Insecta; Hymenoptera; Apidae. The record is from RefSeq and is a predicted model, not a curated record.